AUGUCAUCUUGGAUCUAUGCUAACGAAGAUAGCAUUCAAGGGAAAAGUCAAAAAGGGGAAUCGCUUUGGGCACGUGUGCAUAAAUUUUAUCACAUAACUCAAGCAGAAAAUCCCAACGAGCUCAACGAGCGAAACAUUGAAUCAAUGAAAGGUCGCUGGAAACGUCUUAAUGAAAAUGCAAACAAAUGGGUUGCUGCUUGCAGGGAGGCAAAUGCUCGAAGAAGGAGUGGAAUGAGCGACAACGAUGUUGAGAAAAAAGCUCAUUCCAUUUAUGAAGUAGGUGGGAGAAAGUUUCAAGACUUGGUUGUAUUUAAUGAAGUUAUGAGUAAACAUCUCAAGUGGAAUCUUUAUGAUACAACACCAAUUUUUCCUCAUGCAAGUGAAGAUGUUGAUAACCAUCAAAGUGGUGGCAGCUCGAAAAGAUCAAAGACUUCAGAAGAUGGGAGGUUUUCUGUCCCCUCCAAUCCAGAAACUCCAACAUCUGAACAAUCAACCGCGACUCGUCCUAUUGGCAAGGAUAAGGCAAAAUGA
This is a messenger RNA of Salvia miltiorrhiza (redroot sage), 531 nucleotides long. RefSeq lists its product as uncharacterized. NCBI's taxonomy places the organism in Eukaryota, Viridiplantae, Streptophyta, Magnoliopsida, Lamiales, Lamiaceae. The record is from RefSeq and is a predicted model, not a curated record. The coding region runs from base 1 to 531 and encodes 176 amino acids. The transcript has a single exon.